UCUUUCCCUCUUUUCUCUCUCUUUUUUUGGUUAGAGGAAGUUUUAUCCCUCAUUCAUCUUCCGAUAUAUAUAGCUUCCCCUAUAGUUUUAAUUUCAUCAUUCCUUCCCUUCUAACUUUGCCUGACUUCAUUUAAAUUCUAUUUUUUCAUUUAUGGCAAGUGACAUCAUCAAAUUGUUUGUGAUGAUGAUUACUUUGCUAGUUUUUAUGAAGUUAAAACCAUUGUUAGUAAAGGGUGAACAACAGGUGCCUUGUUUGUUCAUUUUGGGAGACUCUACAUUAGAUAAUGGCAAUAACAAUAAUCUCCUCACUGCUGCAAAGGCCAAUUACCCGCCUUAUGGAAUUGAUUUUCCUGAUGGCCCUACUGGUAGAUUCACCAAUGGACGGAAUAGAGCAGACUUCAUUGCUGAGCUAUUGGGUUUCGAUAAGUAUAUUGAGCCAUUUGCUACUGUGAAGGGUGUUGAUAUGUUUAGAGGCGUGAAUUAUGCAUCUGGUGCAGCUGGAAUUCUUGAUGAAUCAGGAAUUCAUCUGGGAGAUAGAAUAAGCUUGAAUAGACAAUUGCGAAAUCACAGAGUGACAAUUUCCCACAUGUCUACUCUGCUUGGAAAUAAGACCUUAAAUAAGGAGUAUCUAAGAAAAUGUAUAUACAUUGUUGACAUGGGAAACAAUGAUUACAUCAACAACUACUUGCUGCCCCAGUUCUACCCAUCAAGCCGUAUGUACACAUCAGAACAGUUUGCCAGAAUGCUAAUUAAGCAAUACACAAAACAAUUAAAGACAUUGUACCAUUACGGAGCAAGAAAAAUUGUUGUCUUUGGGCUAGGAGGCAUAGGCUGUGUUCCAGCACUGUUGGAUUUGUAUGGGACAGAGGACUCAGCAUGUGUCGACUCUAUAAAUAGUGCAGUUCAGAAAUUCUCGGACAAGCUUAAACCAAUGAUCGAUGAUCUCAACAGUAAUUUGCCCAAUGCAAAUUUCAUCUACAUUAAUUCAACAAGCAUUGCAGUAAGAGAUCCUUCAUCUAUCGGUAUAACAGAUUUACGUGAGCCAUGCUGCGAAAUUUCGACCACCAUAGCUGAUGGGCAGUGCAAAUAUGACGGAGGUGCAUGCACUGACAGAGCAGCACAUUAUUUUUGGGAUGGUUUUCACCCCUCGGAAGCUCCAACUAAGGUCAAUGCCGAAAGAGCUUACACUGCUCUUCUAUCCACUGAUGCCUAUCCUUUCGACAUAAGUCAGUUGGCUCAGCUCUAAAUAAUAUAGACUUUAGAGUUGUAGCCUGUAUUCAAACUUGAAAAGGAUCUUUCAUAUUCUUGAAGAAUGAGGGGCAAAGGGAUUGAUCAAACUUACCCCAAUCUUUAAAUAAACAAAUAUUCUGUUACCUUAUUCUGUAUAAUGUAAUUGAUUGAGUCAAUUGUGAUUGAGCUGAAACUUGAACGCGUUGCACAUAA
Lycium ferocissimum is the source of this 1443-nucleotide messenger RNA. RefSeq names its product GDSL esterase/lipase At1g29670-like. Gene Ontology annotation, molecular function: hydrolase activity, acting on ester bonds. The transcript is spliced from 5 exons. The record is from RefSeq and is a predicted model, not a curated record. Lineage: Eukaryota; Viridiplantae; Streptophyta; Magnoliopsida; Solanales; Solanaceae. The coding region runs from base 152 to 1246 and encodes 364 amino acids.